Cyphellophora europaea CBS 101466 is the source of this 405-nucleotide messenger RNA. RefSeq lists its product as uncharacterized. Gene Ontology annotation, cellular component: endomembrane system; membrane. The record is from RefSeq and is a predicted model, not a curated record. Bases 1 to 405 code for a protein of 134 amino acids. Lineage: Eukaryota; Fungi; Ascomycota; Eurotiomycetes; Chaetothyriales; Cyphellophoraceae. The transcript has 3 exons.
AUGGCCGAUCCACUAGCCUCCCCGCGUCCUCAUCUACAGUCCACAAAAAGCUUCGACCCUAGAACACCGGUCGCGCUCGAGAAGCCUAAGGAAGACCCUAUCUCAUACGAGGAGCUGCAAAAGCAUGAUGGUUCGGAUCCGAAUCACCCCGUAUGGGUUGCUGUGAAAGGCACCAUUUUCGAUGUUUCUCGGAAUAAUGCAUACGGACAAGGCGGAAACUAUCAUGUCUUUGCUGGCAAGGAUCCCUCGCGCGCCCUUGCAAUGUCGAGCUUGAAGCCCGAAGACUGCGUCCCCGACUGGUCGGAUCUUGAAGACAAGCACAAGACCGUUCUGGAUGAGUGGUAUACCUUCUUCAGCAAGAGGUAUAAUAUCGUUGGCAAGGUCAGUCAUGAAGCUAAGCUCUAG